AUGUUGGCAGCGGAAAUUCUGCUACCCGAACCCAACGCAUCCUUCCUUGAAACAUUCAUCUACACGUCGAACAGAAAUGACCCUCAUUCAGAGGGUGACACGAUUGCAAUAUUCUCUCUCGCCGCCAGAGAGGCACAGCUAGAGCUUGAACCGGCUAUUAGGGUCCCGUACGAUAUGAUCACGAUAGAACCAGAUGCUAACAUUCAUCAUACGCGUGGUCCUGAAUUCUCGGCGAUACGAUUACUCCUUUCCCAUCCGAAUCUCAAAGAGACAUGUCGACAAAAACCGAGGACUGAUGCACUCCCAGCUAGUGUAGUUGGGUUAUAUCUCGCUGCUUCUUGUUUUAUCACCGGCUUGCUUAACCAGUAUAAACUUGAACGUCUUUUCCAUUUGGGGCCUGGUGGUUUGCUUACACUCUCCUCUGAAGGCAAAUUGCCUGGGUUUUUUGUGCAGCAGUGCAUCACAUACGUACAUUGUUGGCUCGCUUGUGCACUCCUCCUCAUCAAUUUCUAUAUCGGACUCUGGUAUGAAUCACCAGAGGUCCUUCUCUGGGAGUUAGCAUCAUUCAUGGGUGUCCUGACUCUACUGCUCGUAGUGUUUCACUUCCCCUCUCUUUUAUAACCUCCUGCUUGUUGUUCAGCUCCUUCUACUGCGUCUUGGCAUCUUGUUAUCUUGUUCCAAGUAGUAUCAGCAAUAAAGUGCUCAUGGGCUCAUCCCACUUCCUGCAUGCGUGCGAUCGAGUCCAGCUCAGCAAGAUCCAUGUCAUCAUUAUGGAGCGACAGCCUGUCCGGCUAUCAACGU
Messenger RNA from Suillus fuscotomentosus, 801 nucleotides. RefSeq lists its product as uncharacterized. Lineage: Eukaryota; Fungi; Basidiomycota; Agaricomycetes; Boletales; Suillaceae. The transcript has 4 exons. The record is from RefSeq and is a predicted model, not a curated record. The coding region runs from base 1 to 621 and encodes 206 amino acids.